UUUAUCUAGCCUAACAGCAAUAUGUCUGACGAGGAGGAGAAUAAUCUUGAAGAAGGAGAAGAAGAGGAAGAAGGGGAGCCAGUAGACUGCAAGCUUACAGAACAAAUGUGUGGAGAUAGCUUAGCUCUUCUUUGUAAGAUCGGAAAUGGUUUGUCACAUGCUUACGUCAAGAUGGACCUUCAUGGAAAGUCCUUGACGGAUAUAUCAAUAAUCAGUGCAUUUGUGCACGUCAGAUAUCUGGAUUUGUCGUUCAACAAACUGGACUCCCUCACUCCACUGUCCUCGCUGACCCACUUGCUGACUCUAAAAGCUGAUAAUAACAGACUUACCACCGCUGCUUUGCCUCAGAUGCCAUACCUUCAAAGGGCAAGUUUCCAGAACAAUAAUAUCACAACAACAGAAGGCAUUUCUCACCCUCUUCUGGAAGUUCUGAAUCUCAACAACAAUCAGAUAACGGAAGCAAAGUUUGAUGCUGAAGCCCUGAGGAAACUGUCAGUUUUAGAAAUCAGAGGUAACCAGCUGACCUCUACUGCUGGAUUAGGACUGCCCAAACUUCAGCGACUUUAUUUGGGAGAAAACCUAAUCACACAAGUAAGUGACUUAGACAAGUGCAUUGCUCUGAAGAUACUUCAUCUCCGGGGAAAUGGUGAGACAACCAAUCAACUGGAGACACUAGAUGGCUUCUCCAAGAACAUGGUCGCUCUUCAGUAUCUCAAUCUGAGAGGCACUAAGAUAUCCGCCCUGAAGCCGGAAAUCAAGAAGAUAAAGUGUCUGCCGAUGUUACGAGGGCUGAUAUUAAAGGACACUCCUGUGGCUAAAGAGGAGGAGUAUCGUAUAGAGGUUAUCAUGAACAUCAGGAAUCUAGAGAGACUUGACAAGGACAUCUUCACAGACGAAGAGAGACAGGAAGCUCAGGAGUUGUAUCGUCAGAGAGAAGAGGAAGGAAAGCUGAGCGAGAGUAAUCCAGAAGGAGCUAUGUUUCUCGACUGAGAGGCUAGCUAAAGCACUUCAUCGACUCGAACCAGGACUCAUUUGGUGGCAGCAGCCCUGUCUUGAUUUAGAGUAUAAUUUGGUUUUCUUGAGGUGUAUUGCGUUGCAUUUUAGAAUCGCUUUCCAUCUCGGAAUUCUCACUACAAUUGGGACAGGGCUGUGUGUAACGAACUCAAAUGGAUCUGUCGGUCGAUCACAUGUAAUUAAAUCCUGCUGCAGGCCGUGUUUAUAUCUGAUUAAACUCUUGUAAAUAUCUGUAAUAUUAAUAUUUUGUUGAACAAUUGAAA
This is a messenger RNA of Bolinopsis microptera, 1277 nucleotides long. RefSeq names its product leucine-rich repeat-containing protein 23-like. NCBI's taxonomy places the organism in Eukaryota, Metazoa, Ctenophora, Tentaculata, Lobata, Bolinopsidae. Bases 22 to 990 code for a protein of 322 amino acids. Gene Ontology annotation, molecular function: protein binding. The record is from RefSeq and is a predicted model, not a curated record. The transcript is spliced from 9 exons.